AUCGCUCACGCCGCCACCCUGAAGUUCAUUGUUAUUAUCUUGGCCGCCGGGAUGGUGGCCUUCAUCGGAGCGGUUAUCUGCAUCAUCGCAGCCGUCCACACCGGAUCCUCCAGGGCUGCCGCGGCGCAACAGCAACCAGCAACCGACAACCACUCGCUGUAUCCGGACGCGGCGGCGCAGACCCCCGCUGCAGGGGGCUCCGUGGCCCGGGCCGGGUCUUUGGGCGCUCUCCAUGGUUCUGAAACACCCGAUUCGGAGGCACCAACCUUCAACAUCGGGCUCGGCGGGCUGGACGGGGUCACUGGACUCACCGGGCACGACCCAACCGUCAGUCGACUCAUCUGCACGCCGAUUCCCGCCGGGGAGUGCAACCCGAAAAACUUUCAGCAACAAGCGGAAGACCCGUCGCUGUACGCCGGCGAAGACUGGGGCUACCUCCGCACCACCGCGGAGGAGCUCCGCCAGACGGUCCUGCAGCAGAAGGACCAGAUAUUAACGGACCAGCGGACCAUCAGAGAGCUGACGGGGAAACUCACGGAGUGCGAGAAGGGUCUGGACGGAAAGAGCAGCAGCGCGGACAGACGCGGGAGCGCUGCGGGGCUGCUGGGGGGCAAAAGCACGGCUGAGGAGACGCACCUGGAGCGGAUCAUGGUGCGGGACAGUCCGGCUUCGACGUCCGACAGUGUCCACUUGCUCACCGUCAGAGCUGUGGAUGAACUGGAGCAGGCUAUCACUCAGCUCAAAGACCGCAUAGAGAAGCUGGAGUCAGACAUUGGCCCAUUUCCUCACAACCAGACGGACGGUAGCACCUCAGGAGUGCCAGAUGAAGGCGGAAUGUCUGUCGGCCCAGAAAGGUUGGCUGAUCCCGGGCCCAGAGCUGGUGCUGACAGGCCCUGGAGGAUGGAAGACUUGGAGGGGGAGCUGGAGAGGAAGGUGGAGCUGCUGGACAAAGAAAGAAAAGCCCUGAGGCUGGAAACAGAGAAACACAGACAGGAAAUCGACCGGGGCAUCAAUAAACUACACCACAGAAUCUCAGGACUGGAGGAAGGUAUUUCAGGCCAUUCUUUCCCAGAGGGAUACAGACUUUCCUUCCCAACUCGGACAAACUACAUGUACGCUGUUGUGAAACACUCCAUCCCGACUCUGCGGGCUUUCACCAUUUGCCUUUGGCUGCGGCCUGCAGAGGGAGGAAUUGGGACCCCUUUGUCUUACGCUGUUCCUGCGCAACCCAACGAACUGGUGCUGCUGCAAGGCCUGCACACCCCCACUGAGCUGCUCAUCAAUGACAAGGUGGCGCAGUUGCCUCUAAACCUCUCCAGAGGCAGCUGGCAGCACAUCUGUGUGAGCUGGAACCAGAAGGGUGGAGCCUGGCAGGCCUACCAGGGGGGAAAGCUGAGGGGCGAGGGUCACGCACUGGCAGCUGGACAUCACAUCAGACCUGGAGGAUUGCUCAUACUGGGGCAGGAGCAGGAUUCCCUGGGUGGUGGUUUUGACUCAUCCCAGGCCCUGGUUGGAGAGUUGUCCCAGGUGGGUCUCUGGGACCGAGUCCUGUCUUCUAGCCAGGUUGCCAGCUUGGCUCGCUGCGGCAAAGUAACCCAGGGCAGCGUUGCCCCCUGGACCGAGAACGGAGUUGAGGUUUAUGGUGGAGCAACUAAAGACCCGGGAGAGCCUUGUAGCAAACACAACAGGAGCUCUCAAUGACCGAUGGGGGAGGCUUUGAGAAAAGGGGAAGUGAAGGAAGGGCGGGGGGAGGUGUAGAGCAACAAUUUCAAGAAGGCAAGAUUCAGUUUGCCCAGUAACACAUACAGACAUACAGGAUUUUCUGUGGCAUGUAUUGAGCAUAUAUAUAUAUAUAUAUAUAUAUAUGUAGAGACAACAUGCAACAAAACUAGCAUGAUUAGCUAGCUAACAAACUGACACUAUCCAACUAUUAAGGGAAUUAUUAAACAUAUUGCGAAAUUUGCUUUUUCAGCAACCAGCAUAGCAUAAAGACUGCAAACAGGGGGAAACAGCGAGCCCAGCUUUGUCCAAAAAAAGACCAACAC
Molecule: messenger RNA, 2045 nt
Organism: Morone saxatilis (striped sea-bass)
Lineage: Eukaryota; Metazoa; Chordata; Actinopteri; Moronidae
Gene: cbx6b
Product: chromobox homolog 6b
Exons: 5
Source: RefSeq, a predicted model, not a curated record